Prunus avium (sweet cherry) is the source of this 1820-nucleotide messenger RNA. RefSeq names its product cytochrome P450, family 77, subfamily A, polypeptide 5 (gene CYP77A5P). Lineage: Eukaryota; Viridiplantae; Streptophyta; Magnoliopsida; Rosales; Rosaceae. Gene Ontology annotation, molecular function: racemase and epimerase activity, acting on amino acids and derivatives. The record is from RefSeq and is a predicted model, not a curated record.
CUUACACUGCUCUGCUAAGCUCUAUGCAACAGGAAGAACAACAUUGGCAGGUCUGCAAAUCUUUCUCACAACCCAAUCAGAACUGCCAAAACCUGUAACCCAAAAAUCUAAAUCACCAGCCAAAGAGUAAAGACCACUCUCAGUGCCACCAAAUGGGAUCAAUUGGGAUUUCUCUGCACUCACUACCUCACUCUCUGCUCCUCUGCUCUGCUGCUGGUUCCACUCAGAGCCCCAAAAGGGCAAGACGCGUUUCAAGGAUCAGCCCAAGAAUGGCUCUGGCCACACCCAUCACCUUUGGGUUCAAUAAUUUGUUGGAAACUUUCACAGUAAACGUGCAGAGAGCGGAGAAUAGGCCUCUGAAUGUUCCUCUGAUAGCGCCUUUCACGAUUGCCACUUCAAGGCUUGACAAGGUGGAGAAUGUGGCUAUCAGGGUUGAAUUGAGUAAUGGGUGUGUGGGGUGGGGUGAAACUCCAAUCUUACCUUUUGUUACUGCAGAGGAUCAGCAUACAGCCAUGGUUAAGGCCAGGGAAGCUUGUGACUUCUUGCUCCGCAGUCCAGCGAAGACCUUGGGUUCGCUUUUGGGAGAGAUUGGUGGGCUUCUUCCUGGAUAUGAGUUUGCUUCUGUUAGGGCAGGAGUUGAAAUGGCACUAAUUGAUGCAGUUUCUAUGAGUAUUGGUGUCCCUUUAUGGAGACUGUUUGGUGGAGCUUCAAAUACCAUAACCACUGAUAUAACAAUUCCAAUUGUUUCUGCUGGUGAAGCUGCUACAUUGGCUUCAAAGUAUCGUGAACAAGGAUUUAGGACUUUAAAGCUUAAGGUGGGAAAGAAUCUGAUUUCAGAUAUAGAAGUCCUUCUAGCUAUACGUGCAGUUCACCCCGGUUGCGAUUUUAUCUUGGAUGCUAAUGAAGGAUAUACCUCCGAGGAAGCUAUCCAAGUUCUUGAUAAAUUAUAUGAGGUGGGAGUUAGUCCUGUUCUCUUUGAACAACCAGUUCAUAGAGAUGAUUGGGAAGGCCUUGGAUAUGUUAGUCGCAUCGCGAGAGACAAAUAUGGAGUAUCAGUUGCAGCUGAUGAGAGCUGUCGAAGUUUAGUAGAUGUUAAGAAAAUAGUUGCAGAAAAUCUUGCUGAUGUCAUUAACAUUAAACUUGCUAAAGUUGGGGUUGUUGGGGCCCUGGAAAUCAUUGAGGAGGCAAGGGCAUCGGGAUUAACUUUGAUGAUUGGUGGUAUGGUUGAGACUAGACUGGCCAUGGGCUUUGCUGGCCACCUUGCUGCUGGCCUUGGGUGCUUUAAGUUUGUUGACCUAGAUACCCCCCUGCUGCUUUCGGAAGAUCCAGUUCGGGAGGGUUAUGAAGUUUCGGGUGCUGUUUAUAAGUUCAAAAAUGCUAGAGGCCAUGGUGGAUUUCUUCAUUGGGAAAAUAUUGCUUGAAAUAUCUGCAGAUAUGAUGGCUCAAACUGUCUGGUCAACAUUUGAACUCUGAGCAGUCUUUUUGGUUGGGGGAAAAAGAAAAUUAGAGCUGUGGAGCUUUUGAAAUCCUGUUGUUUGUUGACCAUGUUUCCUGUUCAAUAAGACAGAAAGUGCUAAAAAUUUGAUAUGAUAGAUGUGUUUUCAGGCGAAACAUUUGAAAUUUGUAGAUUAUGAGAAUAGCAUUCAGCAUUGCAAAGGAUAGCUUAGCUGAUCAGCUCAUUCAUUUGUGUAAGUAGUAAGGCAACCUAUAUGCCUGCUUUUGAGAAACUUUCUUGUGUCAUGUGUCGUGUCAUGUCCUGAUGCGCAACCUAUAUGCCUCUAAUGUUUGAAUAAUUUGAUCCUGGGCUCAAGGAUGUUCAA